This is a messenger RNA of Akanthomyces muscarius, 2025 nucleotides long. RefSeq lists its product as uncharacterized. The record is from RefSeq and is a predicted model, not a curated record. Gene Ontology annotation, molecular function: peptidase activity. Lineage: Eukaryota; Fungi; Ascomycota; Sordariomycetes; Hypocreales; Cordycipitaceae. Gene Ontology annotation, biological process: proteolysis. The transcript has a single exon. The coding region runs from base 1 to 2025 and encodes 674 amino acids.
AUGGGUUGUGCUUCACGCUUUAUCUUUGCCGCAUUGAGCGGAACGAUGGCACUGGCUUCGGUUCGUCCUCAGCAUGAACCGUUCCAGCCCAUCGAUCCUCAGAACUGGGUCAACCCGGAUGACAUGACCUGGGCAGACUACAAAGCAUCUCCAGGCACGAACUGGAGUGACCCUAGUCGCAUCGGCUCGGAUAGAAAUUUCAAGAUUGCAUUGGUAGUAGUCGACUAUGACAACUUGCCAUUUGUGAUUUCUGCCCCCCCAAACUCGACUGUAUUUGGAAAUCCACUGCCGCGGCAUGGGAACAUUGAAAGAGGCAAUGUUCCGUCGUAUUAUCGCGAUUUAUUGAACAAGCCGACAGAAUUAAACCGUGGGCAUACGCUCCAUGAAUACUGGAUGGAAGACUCUGGCGGCCGAUUUGGCGUUGACUUGACCUCUUUUGGCCCAUAUCGGAUGCCGGCGCACCACUUUCGCUACGGCGUGGAUGAGCAAUUCAAUCCAGGAGCAUGCCCAACAAACGAAACUUGCUCUUUGAGUCUCCGGGAUGCGGCAUUUUCGGCAUGGCGCCAUGAUGUUGGCAACGACACGGCAAAUGCAUUCGAGCUCGUCUUCAUUCUUUCUGCCGGACAGGAUGAAUCCUCAACCUGGCAAGAAUUUGGCGAGAUGAAGUUUGCCAGCGAAGAUCAUGUUCCAGAUGCGUUUGGCCCUCCGGCCGGGGCUCAAAUCCCUAACUUUGCUGCCACGCGCUAUGUGAGCUGGACGUCGUGGGCUUCCGCUUCCACCGUCUGGCCCAACGCAGGUGGAGGAUCUUCUCUCCAGUGCGAAAGCUCUGGGAUGGCCACUUACGCACAUGAGCUCAGCCAUCUGCUCAACAUCGGAGACAACUACAACAAUCCUUAUGGCCAGCCCCCGAGACGAUCGUACACAGGCCCUUGGUCCAUGCUGUCGCGAGGAACCUUUAAUGGUCCUGGUGGCCCCCACAGCCGUUGGCAAAUCCCGGCCCUUCAGGGCGGCGCUUUGGGCUCACAACACUCCGUCAGAGACAAGCUUUACAUUGGUCUCAUCUCCGACAACCGGAUUCUCAAUGUCUCAAAGUCCUCAUUGCAGACCCAGGGUCCUAUGACCACCAGAGUCACAGCCAGAAACUCGCAGUGUGGCAUCAUAGCGCUCUGUGUUGCUUUUGGCCAAGAUUCAUCCCCGGCCUGCAAUGCCACAACGGACCCCAUGUGCGACGGCGGCAAGUACAAUGCGUACGAUCUCGAAGUCGUUGAUCGCAUGGGCACCGACUCGUUUCAGGCAGACUCUGGAGUCAUGAUCAGCAAGAUCAAAUACGCGGCCACGGCCCCGUUCCAGUGGACUAUUGAUGCAAACCCGCAGGACAUUGGGCUGGUGGACUUUGUCCGGCCUAAUGGUACAAAGUCAAUGGUCAGCAUAGGUGACUACCGCCAGCUUCUUGAUGCGUUGUUUCACGCCGGCACCGACUCGGGAAGCGAGUUUGAGCACAUUGACGAGCCCAACGGGCUGCACCUCUACGUCCUAGGCCGGCACCGCUCCAGCAAGGGCACUCUUUCCUACACGGUGGCCGCCCGAUCUCUUCAAGAUACAAGUGGCAUUGAGUACGGGGCUGAGCUGUCUGCUGGAUCAGUUGUUUCUACUGCUGGGGCAGGGGCUAGCGCUGGGGUAUUUUGUUCUUUCAACUUAAGGAACAAUGGUACGCAGAAGCAUGAGACCUCCAGUGACAAGGUUGAAGCGCAAAAGUACACGAGUUCCGAUAUUUACAGGCUGAGCGCUACAGUCUCUGGUUCCGGGUGGGAGGUCCAAGUGCCCAACGAGGUUGCCACGGCACAAUUCGGUCAAGAAGUUUCUGUUUUGGUUGCCGCAAAGGCUUCUGAGGGAUCGCAUACUGAAGCGACUGUGACUUUGAAGGCGACUUCCGAGUCGGACAAGAAUGCCGUGGCUGUGGCCGAAUGUAAGAUCAGGACGAAGCGGGAUAAGCCUGACAGCAACUUUCUAUAUCAGCUGCCGUAA